This is a messenger RNA of Vitrella brassicaformis, 2721 nucleotides long. Lineage: Eukaryota; Vitrellaceae. The record is from the annotation of a GenBank genome assembly.
CUUCCGUGAGCCCGUGCCUGUCCCGCCGUCCGCAGAUCUCUCACUCUCUCGUAUCGACAAUGAUGUUCAAGAUCCUUGCCCUCGCCCUUCUCGCUGUGGGUCUCGUCAACGGCGCCGGCGAGGCAGCGGCGGAGAGUGCAUCGGCACCCGCUGAAGCUGCUCCCGCUGCUGCGGCCCAACCUGAGCAGGAAGGAGAACCUGCUGAGCCAACCGACAACAUCAUCGACGUUGCCGAGGAAAAUGGCUUUCUCCUUCUGCUCACCGCCCUCAAGGCCGCCGACCUCACCGACACUCUCAAGGGCGACGGCCCGUUCACCGUCUUCGCACCCACCGAUGAGGUGAAACGCACUCUCUCCCUGUGCUGACUGCACCGUUCAUCACUGUGGCUAGUCAUGUGUGGUGCAUGUCUCCUGUUCUGCAGGCCUUUAAGGCUCUGGGGGAGGAUGCUUUAGCGGAGCUCCUCAAGCCCGAAAACAAGGAGAAGCUAGCGGGCAUCCUCAAAUACCACGUCGUGGCGGGCAAGUUUGGCUCGGAGGAUCUCACAGACGGGCAGGUGGUGCCGACUCUCCAGGGCGAGUCGGUGACGGAGACGAUCGAUAGCGACGGGACAAUCAUGGUGAACGACGCAACGGUGGACCCUGCCGACGUGAGUAGUCAACACAGCACACCGCACCACAGAGAGAAAGAUGCCUGCCUGCUGCAGUCAUCUGUGUGGGUUCUCCCUCCCUGUGUGUUGUCAGGUCCCGGCCAGCAACGGCAUCGUCCACGUCAUCGAUAAGGUGCUCAUACCUCCCAAACCCGACGAAGGUGAGGAUGGCGGGUCGCGCCGCUCUCUGCGGGCCAUGUAGAGAGAGGAGAGGCCUUUCUUCCUUCUUUUCUAGCUGGGGCUAGUCAGGGUGUGGGCUCGUUCUUGUCUCUGUUGUUUAUCUCUCUUGUCUGUCUGUCUGUCUGUCUGUCUGCCUGUGUACACGCUGCUUCAGAAGUGGGCACCAUUGCCGAGGUUGCCGCGGCCACGCCUGAGCUGAGCAUUCUCGUCGAUGCCCUCACGGCCGCUGACCUCGUGCAGACCCUUGAGGGCGAUGGCCCAUUCACCGUCUUCGCACCCACCGAUGAGGUGGGAUGCACUGUCCUCUCUGUCCUGACUGCGCCGUUCAUCACUGUGGCUAUCCAUGUGUGUCGCGUCUCCUCUCUGCAGGCCUUCGUUAAGCUGCUGGCGGAGUUGGGUGUGACCUUGGAGGAUCUCGUCGCCGACACGGAGAAGCUAAAGGACAUCCUCCUCUACCACGUCGUUAGUGGCGCGGUUAAAGCGGCGGAUCUUGAAACGGGCCCGGUGAUGACUGUCCAGGGCGGCAAUGUGCAGGUGACGGUCAAGGACGACGGGACAAUCAUCUUGAACGAGGGAACGAACGACGCAACGGUUGUGAUCAAAGACGUGAGUAAUGCACACGCCACACCACACCUCAAGAGAGAAAGGCCUGCCUGCUGCAGAAAUUUGUGAGGGUUCUCCCUCCCUUUGUGUUUUCAGGUCCCGGCCAGCAACGGCGUCGUCCACGUCAUCAGUGAAGUGCUCACACCUCCGACUCGCCGCUCUCUCCGUCAUUAAAGAGGAGAGGCCUUCCGACCGGGGCUAGUCAGGGCGUGGGCUCGUUCUCGUCUGUCUUCUCUCUCUCUCUCUCUCUCUCUCCCUGUCUGUCUCUCUCAGUCUUGACUCCGUGUACCCGCUGCUUCAAGGUCAGUGGGGCGAGUUUUGUCGAGACCAGGUGGUAUGUGAUAAGCGCACCUCUGCUAUGCUCACCACGCCCGCUCGACACGUCCAUGCACAUGAGGAAAGUGAUCGUGUGCAUGUGUGUGUGUGUGUGUGUGUGUGUGUGGAGGGCGGAGAGGGAGCAGGGGGGUGGCACACGCGUAUUGUGGGCUGACCAUUUGUUUUUCUGGGACCCACAGCGACGUUGCUGUGGGUGCGUGGUGGGGUGAGACAGCUGUGGUGAAGUUUAUCGUUGCCCUUUAUCGAUCCAUGUAGUGUCCAUGUAGUGUGUGCAUGCCGUUCAUACUGUGUGCGAGCCCCUGCCUCUCAGAGGCAGUCUGAGAGGCAGGCUCGCUCGCUCUUUAUGAUAGCCACACAUUCAUUCACACAUGGGCCGACUCAGGCCGACGUCUCUCUAAUUCAUCCACUUGCACUGGUGAGUGCAUCUGUGGCAUGUAUAAAGGGGCAGAUAGGGGGAUGAUGGGAUGAUGGAUGGGAGGUCACGCCAUACUUGAUACAUCCAUGAUACUUGAUGACAGAGUCACGUCACGCUUCUCCGUUCACACCCACACACGUCACACCACACACACACACAUUUCCACACUGGGCUCGGUUCGCGACGCACGAUUUUAGCAGAACAGGCACUGGAAGGAUCAUUUGGCACAUGUGUGACGGGCGGGGUUGCGUGAGUGUGCGGGUCUGUGUGCGUGCGCGUGCGGGUGUGUGUACUGUUGGCGCGCGACGCCUGGCAGGCGUCGGCUCCCACAGGCAAGGGACACCCAGGCAGAGAGAUUUUCAGUGGAAUGACGACGGGAGGGCUGCAUGUGUUGAUAUCACACGUGUUGCCGUUACCUGAUCCUUCAUUGCAGAUGUCUGCCAACUUGUCUUGUGAGUGGGGACUGGGCACAGGGGGGACAAGGGCGUGGGCGUAAAGGAAGCGCAACACAUCGUCUCCCGAGAUCAGAUGUGCAGGCCAC